Molecule: messenger RNA, 3312 nt
Organism: Cyprinus carpio (common carp)
Lineage: Eukaryota; Metazoa; Chordata; Actinopteri; Cypriniformes; Cyprinidae
Gene: ccpg1
Product: cell cycle progression 1
Cellular component (GO): membrane
Source: RefSeq, a predicted model, not a curated record
GUGUCUUCCUCUCGGCAGCCGCCGCCGUGUUGAUGUUCGUGUAGUGCACUGUUGAUGUUUUGGCUCAGUUGGAGAGGCGUGACGUUUAAUGGUAGAUUUACACAGAGGACGUUUGCCUUCUUCCUUUCUUUCGCUGCAGUUUACCUCUAAAACAGCUGGCUGAGAGAUGUCCGACAGCUCCAGUGACACGGAGUCGUCCUGUGGAUGGACAGUCAUUAGUAAUGAGGGUUCAGAUAUUGAAAAUCUGGGGCCGGAUAACGCCGGAGAGUGUGAGGAUGAAGCGGUUGGCCACACUCUGGACGUACCUGAUGCCAAGCAAGGUGAGGAGAGUUUGAGAGAGUCCUCACUAGACCUCACACUGAGAGAGGAGGCGGAACCGGCCCGAGAGGCGGGUGGAGAAGAACAUGUGAUCCUUUGCUCCUCCAGUGAGAACUCUGACAUCAUCACCCUGGCGGACUCUCAGGAGGCGGAGAUUGACACGUGGGUGGAGCCUGUAGCUAAGGAGGCGGAGGAGGAAGCAGGAAGUGAGGAGCUCUAUCUCGGAAGCUCGUCGAGCAGCCAGUACACGUUUAGAGAGUCGGAGACAACAGCAGACUGGUGUUGGAGCAGAUGGGGAUUUUCCAGGACGCUGUGGGAAUAUGGCAGCCAUCUGCACAGCUCUCUCUCUCUCUCAGUUUUCCCAGCGGAUCAGCCCGUGCAGCGAGACGGCGGUAACAGCAGCAGUGAGGAUGAGGAUGAGGAGGGUGAGGUGAAGGCCAGUCCUGUGGUGAGGAGACGCAGAGUGAGGAGGAGCACCGCCGGCUCAGAGCCUGGAGACCCCCAGGAGCCCCACAGGAGACAGCAGGAGGCUGUUGAGGGGCUAGCAGUCCAUCCGGAGGGCCGUGCUGCUCGGCAGAAUCAGGGUCCCGUCAGCGGCACCCUGAACAAAUGCAUCCUGCUAGCACUGCUCAUCGCCAUCAGCAUGGGCUUCGGACACUUCUACGGCACAGUCCAGAUUCAGGAGAGGCAGAGGAUCGUGGAAAAGAGUCGCGUGAAUGAGCUGGAAGCGCCGUGUAAGAGAGAGCUGGAUGUUGUAAGUAAGGCCCAAAGACAAGAUUUAUACGUGCAGCUGACGCAAACCAAAAGCCAAAUGGAGUCUCGGCAGAAAGACCUGACCACGGAGAACCAGCAUCUUAAAGUCACUCUGGAGCGAGGAGAGGCGUCUCUGUCGGCUCUGCAGGAGGAGCUGCGGUCCCUGCGGGGACAGAUACGAGAGUUAGAGGAGCGAGGAGCCGGGGCCGACUCCAUCCUCUCCCAAAACGAGCGACUGAAGGGCCACCUACAGGAGGAGAAACAGAAAGCACGCAGCUUCAUGAGCCAACGGGAAGCGCUGAUGGCCGAAGCCCAGGAGCUGCGGAAAGAGCUCGAUAAGGAACGGAAAGUGACAGACAAGCUGAAGGAGGAACUGGAGGAAAUGAGGAAAGAGGAGGACAUCGAGAGCAAGACGGAUCCCGAGACCGAAGACCUGCAGGCGCGACUGCAGGAGCUCGAGAACAAGUUGAAGUUCGAGCAGCAGCGCUCCGAUCUUUGGGAGAGACUGUACGUGGAGUCGAAGGAGGAGAGAGCGAAGGGCGACCGGGACAUGAAGACCAAGAUUCCCAAGGAUGGGAUGCUGGGAAAAGUGAAGGAAACCUUCGACGCGGUGAAGAACUCCACUAAGGAGUUUGUGCACCAUCACAAGGAGCAGAUCAAGAAAGCCAAAGAGGCGGUGAAGGAAAACCUCCGGAAGUUUUCCGACUCCGUUAAAUCGACGUUCAGGCAUUUUAAAGACUCGGCUUCGAACGUCUUCAGGCAUCCGAAGAAAUUUCACGACGCCAAACCCGAGCAUCACACGUUUCGGCAGGAGCACGGAAACAAGCGCGCCGAAGACUGGCAGGCGCAGAAACCUUUACACCGACAUCCUCGCAAAUCGACCAGCGACUCCGUUCACGCCGAUCGCAACACGCGCAAACCCGGCGCUCAGAGAGACCACAGCACCACGGGACAGAAGACGCCGCCCAAAGGCUGUUCGGGAGUGUUCGACUGCGCCUAUCAGGAGUCCAUGAGUCUGUUCAACAAGGCCAUGGAUCCCAUCCCGCGCCGACGAGUUAACGAGCUCCUGCGCAGCUAUUUGCAUAAAGAAGUGGGGCAUUUCCACCACUGGAGGGAGCUGGAGAGCUUCAUCGAUAAUUUCUUCCAUUCCCUUCUUAACGGCGUCUUCAUUCACGACCAGAUGCUGUUUACGGACUUCGUCAGCGGCGUUGAGGAUUACCUCGAGGAAAUGGACGAAUAUCACAGCCUCAGCGACGACGUGUUCGAGGAUCUGGACGACUACAUAUACCGCCACAUAUUUGGAGAUACCUAUUUAAAAUACUUUGGGCCGAGUCGACCCUUCCAAGGGCCGGGGUCGAAGGGCAAGGCGUGGCGUCACUGUCAGCGGCAACAGAGGAAGCAACAUCAGCCUCGGCCUCGCCCUCAGAGAGCCAAGAAAUGGAGCCAAUCAGGACGCGACCCCAACCGACAGUUCGCGGAUGUCAAAAUAGAGCUGGGUCCCAUGCCCUUCGAUCCCAAAUAUUAGAAGAAACAUUUCAGUACUUCUUAAUAUUGCUCCUAAUUUGUUUGUUUUGUCCUGGAGAAGGUUUUUUUUUUGCACAGUGAAUGUUGAAUGAUUUCUAGUGUGUUUCUCUUUCUGCACUGCGGUGCAUCCAAACUGCACUUUUUAGCAGAUUAGAAUUAAUUCUAGGUAUUUUUAAGGCAUAUUUAUGUUCCCCAUUCCCUGAAGUUAUGCAAAAAGAAUUGGAAAUUAAUUACUUACCUAAAAAAAAAAAAAAAAAAAAAAGCACUUUAUUUUGUUGAAUUUAAAUUAAUUAUGAAUGUUUCUAAACAAAAAAACUUGAUCAUAAAACUAGAUCAGAACAGAAAUGUAUGUUUCAUUUUGCUUAGGACCAAAUAACCAAUACCAAAAUACAUGAUAUUGAAAUUAUUUUCAUCUGAAAAGUUCAGUAGAUUUAAAAGAUUGUUGAAAACAUUGAUCUUUAAUAUAAAAAAUAACUUUGAAGUAAUCUGGUUUGACGAGUUUCUGCCGUAGCGGUUUUAUUUGAACAUGCACAUCUGUAGAAGGUAUGAUUUAAGAUUUAGUUUCACUAUUUUCCCCUCUUUUUCUUGUCUGUGUGGCUGUCGGCUUAAUUACAUUCCUUGUUUGGAAACGAUUUAAUGUAAUUGCACACAAAUGCACCUAAGCUGCUUAAUGUUGCACUUAAAGUCUAGAAUAAAAGUCUUUCACUGCUUCACUGA